AUUAAACGAAACAAAGCGCUUUUACUUAAAUCAUAAAUUCGUAAGUAAUAACCGAAAUAGUAAUACUACGAGUAAGCUUUAUAUAAGAAAGAUGGUAUUCGAAAAGGACUGCAGCAAUAUUAUACCGCUUCGGCUGGAAAAACUUAUUGGGAUAGGUCAAGAAGGCAGAACAUAUCAAGCCGUACGCAACGACACCAAUGAAGUUGUUGCUGUUAAAUGUAUUUUACUGGAUUUCGACCAAAGCGCUCAGGAGAAGAAGAUCAAACACUAUCAAACUCAUCUGCAAAAAAUUGGGAAAUUAGAUCAUCCCAACUUGGUGCGCCAUAUCCAUUGCCAACGUGAUGCGGAACGCCACGAAAGCGGAUUGCCACAGUACCACAUCAUUAUGGAAUUUUGCAAAGGUGCACCCCUUUCUGACAUCGUGAAGACCAUCACGAUGACACCGGUACUUCUGCGAAGAUGGACGCGGCAGUUAGUGGAAGGAAUCGCUUACUUGCAUGAUGACUUGCAUUGCGUCCAUCGCGACAUUAAAGGCUCCAACAUUUUAUUGUCAUCCAUGGAUAUAAGCACGUGCCAGUUGAAAAUCAGUGAUAUGGGUGACAUGAAGUUCUUACGCUCCGAAACGACACAAGUGAACGAAGUGUCCGGCUAUAAGGGAACGUUUGCGUUCAUGUCACCGGAGAUCAUCGUCGAACUAGACAAGCAUAAUGUUGGACGACGCACUGACAUCUGGAGUCUGGGCUGUGUCGUCGUCGAAAUGGUCACUGGGCGUCUUCCCAAGUUUGUCAACAUAAGCGAUGGUCGCGAACUUACCGGAAUGCACGCUGUAAUGUAUUUCGUCGCUAUGGGCGGAUCGCCAGUCAUUCCUGACAAUUUGCCAGGUCCGGUCGCUGAUUUCAUCGGCAAUUGCCUGCGGCACAACCCGGCCGAUCGACCGUCUGCGGUAGAGCUGAAAGAGCAUUCGUUUCUCAGUGCGGAUGACAUAAUAACAUCGCCGUGAAUUAUGCCAGAUGCAGCUGCUCGAUCCAAAAGUUAUUUAAUUUCAACAUUUAUUGCGUUGGCACAACUUUCCUUCUGAUUGGGACCUUUUCUCACUCGAAUGGUUUGUUCCUUUAACUUUUGAGACUUUCGGUGUCGCCGGCCCAGCCUUUAAGAAAAGUGAGUUUUGGGUGGACUGAACCGUUCUCUUGAACAUAGAGAACCUAACCUUUCUUUCGGUUCCCUACGGUCGACUAAAACAUUAAAAUGUAUCUGUAUACGUUUCCUUACCAGUUGACUUCCGCCCCUUUCUUUUAUUUUUGAUGGUCCGAUUAGGACCUUGUUUUAUUUUUUGGAUUUUACAUUGCCCUCAGUAUUUUUGCCUUUUAUUCGGCGCGA
This is a messenger RNA of Paramacrobiotus metropolitanus, 1377 nucleotides long. RefSeq lists its product as uncharacterized. Gene Ontology annotation, molecular function: protein serine/threonine kinase activity; ATP binding. The record is from RefSeq and is a predicted model, not a curated record. Gene Ontology annotation, biological process: protein phosphorylation. Lineage: Eukaryota; Metazoa; Tardigrada; Eutardigrada; Parachela; Macrobiotidae. Gene Ontology annotation, cellular component: cytoplasm. Bases 92 to 1000 code for a protein of 302 amino acids. The transcript has 2 exons.